AUGUCAGUAGUCCCUAAUCCUUUACUUAGUUUAACGACGUUAAGAUAGGUUAGCAAGCUUCACAUGCGUUGGCUAAGAGUGUAAACCUGCCAAAUCCAUUUUUGAAAACAAAGAAAUUUGUACCUAUUUUUACAGACAUUAAAGUUCAAAAUAAAUAAAUUUAAAAAAUGGGUUUAGCAGGUUUACACUCUUAACCGACGAUGUAAUUUUAGAAUGAUAAUACAUAAUUCCCUUUGGUCAGAAAGACAGGCGUCUCGUCAUAAUCAUUCUUGACUGAACCUUGGCGACAACCAUACGUUUCAAGCGGCGUAACGUGACUUUAGCGACUUAUAUGCAUUUUGGCUGUAUCUACUCCGGUCGGCGGGUUAUCAGUGCACUUGGUCAGUGUUAUUAAAAAAAUAAAAGGUUUUUUAUUAGUGAGCAAUGGUGGACAGUCAGUGCGGAGCGCGGCAAGUGAAAACUUACAUCAUGAGUGACUUAUUAAAAAAGUUCGAUUUGGACGCGACAAAUGAUUUUGUGAAAAUAGCUAUAGCUAUAGCCGGCUUUUAUAUGGGAAUAUUUUACUUGGAAUACGUGGACACAGAAUACAGCUUGUGGCUAACAUGGUUCCUCAUGCCCGUCGUAGUGACGUUCCUUCUACCAGCCGUCAUCAUAAUACUCAUAUAUGUCAGCGCCAUUAUCUUCCACCUCUACAGGCUCUACAGGUUGCGAGUAGUGGAUGGGGUCCAGAACGACUGGCGGCAGGCGGCGAGCCUCGCGGUCUGCGCGUUAUGGGACGCCCACGGGUGGUUAUGGCAUGGUUACGAGAUCCAAGGCAUCGAAAACAUUCCAAACGGGCCGUUCCUAGUGAUCUACUACCACGGCGCGCUGCCCAUCGACAUGUACUACUUCAUCGCGCGCAUGCUGCUGUUCAAGAGGUUGCACAUACACACAGUAGCUGAUCGGUUCAUGUUCAGGAUACCUGGCUGGAAAACACUCCUGGAAGGCCUCUGCGUGAUUCCCGGCACCGUGGGCGAAUGUGUGGCGGUGCUGCAGAAGGGGAACCCACUGGCCAUCUCCCCUGGGGGGGUGUACGAGGCGCAGUUCGGGGACCACACUUAUAAAUUACAUUGGAAGAAUAGACUUGGCUUUGCGCGAGUCGCUAUACAGGCUAAAGUGCCAAUAAUUCCGAUGGUGACCCGCAACGUCCGCGAGGCGUUCCGCACGGUCGGCUGGCUGCGCGGCUUGUGUCGUCGCGUGUACGCGGCUACACGCGUCCCGCUCGCACCCGUGUAUGGAGGGUUCCCUGUGAAACUGGUCACACACUUAGGGAAGCCGAUCGAGUAUGAUCCGAGCUUGACACCUGAGCAGUUAGCUAAGAAGGUAUCAAAAGCGAUAGAAGACCUAGUGGAAGAGCACCAAACCGUGCCAGGCAACAUCCUCCGCGCCCUCACGGAGAGGCUGGUGGAGCUGCCGAAGAGGAGGCCCGAGGCGCCGCCCCCCGGCAAGUGCCCCGACGGCGCGCCGCCCGCCGCCCCCGCCGCCCCCGGCGACGACGGCAAAACUAAAGUCUCAUAAAAUUAGUAGGUAACUUAGGGUUAUAUUUAGUAGAGCACACUGCCUUCACCCCUCAGGACUGCCAAGAAACCUUGAAGGUUUUUAAAAAUUAAUUGUAAUAGGGAGUUACUGCAAUGUUCUGCUGUCAGAGUGCAGUAAUAGCAAUCAGUUGUAUCAAUUUUGUUGUUAGGGGUCAAUAAUGUACACUUAAUGAUAUCUACUGUACCAUAUGUUCUCGUGAGUAAAGUUUCGUUCAUUCAUAUUAUAAACCAUAGAAUAACUUAUACAUACUUAAACAAUUUUUGACAAGUUUUCACAGAUUAUAUUUUACGAAUGACAUUGAUGCCUCAAGGCGGUUGGUUUACAGAGGGCCUGUCGCAAAACCGCGAAAAUCUAAAUUCCGUUAUCUGCCUUUGUCGCUUGAAUUUGCAAAGUGAUAAAGAAAUUUUGAUUUUCGUGUUUCGCGGUAGACCCUCUGUUUGUGCUAGUGGCGCCCCCUACGCGGAGUUUUGGGUAAUAUUCCCUAUUCUCUGUAAAACGAGGGGUUAAUUAUUAGGGUUGUUUUUAAAGGUAACGUCCGUUAAAAUUUCAUUUGACAUUUCUCUUUAACCCAUUAGGGCCUCACUUUUAGGAACCCAUCAUUUUUCUAAUGCUGCUAGGUAGAGUUACAAUAUAAAAUCGAACCAAGUGGGUACAACGGCCGGUAAUGGGCUAGGAAGGCUUAGUAACAACUGUGAGGUUUUCUGACGAACAGGUCUUUUGCUGGCCUAGUUUCUCACAAACAAAUCGUCAGGUGACAAGGAAAACUCACUAGUUACUAAAAAAUAAUUAAACAAAAAUUAACUUUAUUAAUAGUAACCUAAUAUGGUUCAUUAUGGAUAUGAACUUAUGGUGGUAAUUAGUGAGUUUUGCUUGUCACCUGACGAAAUAUACAUAAAAAACGGCCUCCUAGUCUAGUCUAGUUAGUAGUGCCUACGAAGCAGGUCUUGGAUUCGAAUACCGGUGAGAUCAUUUAUUUACAUAUUCAUCAUUUGUUCCUGAUUUAAGGAGAUUAUAUUAUCUAUAUUAUCUUAUCAGUAUAUGUUUUUAUAUCGUCGCCUCCUAGGGUCAAGGAGGGAACAGUGGCUCGGUAGAAAAAAGCCCGGGUACAGUACAAAAAAGUCAACCUAAUUUCACCAUAAGCGACUGAGCCACUGUGUCUGCCUUGACCCUGCCCAUAGUAGCUUAGUUUAGAGGCUAGGUCGAUCUGCGUAAAUUGUCCCCAAAUAUUUAUUCCUAUUGACAAGGACGAUAUACACUGGGACCGACAAUCUCCAUACAAAAAAACGUAACUCUGAAAUAGCUUCAAAUUCGGUAUAAAAACUAAAGUGAAGUCCAAUUGAAAUUGCAAAUAAAGUAAAGUAACCAAUUUGCCUUCAUUUCGUCGUAAUCUCGCACUUUUUGUGGACAAUCAUGAUUUUAUCAUCAGUUUAUAUACUUAAACCUUUAAUUUAUAUCAAUACUUUCUUAAUUAUUAAUAUUGCAAUGAAAGUAACCAUUAAAAAUUUUAGGUUAUACGUCAGACGCUAAAAAAAUCUGUCAUAGCUGCCAUUAAAAGUUUCUUUUGGACUUCUUAGAUGGCGCUGCUGGAAGUGACAAAAAAAUUAUUAUUACCCAUAUUUUUACGUUUUUUUUAAAGAACAAACGUCAAAUGUAUAUCGUCCUUGAUAUUUAUUUAUUUCUUUUACCUCUUCGACGCCGUGUCAAACACAAAAGCUGUCACUCGGACGCCACGUCACCGAAGUGUCAAAAAAAAAAUUGAACUUUAAGCAUAUGCACGUAGUUCUAUGUUGCUCUGUGGUCUGUGACGGAUUAAUCCGUCUUCGUCGUUGGAUCUACGGUGCGGAUAUAUCCGUUACUGGCGUCAAAAAGAUUAAACACCCUUUCAUAGUACCGUUAAACUACCCAACUAUGUACCGUCAAAAUAUUUGAAAAUGUUGCAUCCGUACAAAAAGAAGAUAUAUCCUAUUAUUGUGAUGGAGUAAUUUCCUUGUUUCAAUUAAUCAAAAUGUAUAUUUCAAUAUUUGCGUGUCUCGGAAUAUGUGUGUGCUCUUAAAUAAGUGUAUAUUUUGUAGAUAUACGUGGACAUACUAGCCGUAAGACCGAUUUUUUACUUUUGCAGUCGAUUUUUUUUCGCCAGAUUUUGAUAAAAUUGGUUUGCAGAGGUUGGAUCGAACAAUUAAAAAAUUGUAUGUAAUUUUAUGUUAGGUUACGAAAAUUACAUACGUGUUCGUAAGUCAAAAGAAGAUUUUAAGGACAUAUAGUCCGUCUUUUUUUAGAUAGAAAAUUAUAUAACCUCAAAAGUAAUGGUAACUUUUUUCCUACAAACUUAAAUUUGAGAACUAUAUUAUUUUCAUAAUUAUUGUACCACAAUACGAGAUAUCAUAGGAACCCUAGAAUAUAGAAACGAAAGUUAAUUAAUACUACUUUUGAGGUUAAAAAAAUCUAAUCUUAAAAAGAAACGGGGUAUAAGGGUGGAAUUGCACUAUAUUGUACAAAAUAGGGAACUUUUAUCUAUCCACCAAAUUUUAUCAAAAUCUAACGAAAAAAAAAUCGGCUCAUAUAUGAAACGUUUUUCGUCAAAAUGUAUAAAUAAGUUGUGUGUGUGUAUAUUUUCGAGUUUUUUUUGCUUUUGUAUGAGAUAUUUAGAAUGAAUGAUUGUAUGUAUUCAGGUAGAUUUGCGUAAGUUUACUCUAUACCCCGUUUUUUUUAGAUUACAAAUUUUAUAAUCUCAAAAGUAGUCAUAACUUUUCCCUCCGAAAUUAAAUCCGAGUAACUAUGCACUGAAUUAUAGUUUCGUUUACAUAUUAUUGUACCGCAAUAUUAGAUAUCAAAGGAACUCAAGCAUUUCGGAAAACGGAAACGGAUUUUAAUAAUAAUUACCAAUACUUUUGAGGUUAGAAAAAUUCUAACCUUAAAAAAACGGAGUAUAAUAAGUACUUAAACGUGUAAAUGAGUCUUAUGUUAUUCAUAAUUGUAUUGGCUCCUGUAAGGCCCCCGGUCCUAGCUAUGGUACCCUCACCCACACUGUUAGCUGACCAUCGGUGGACUUUAUUACAAAAGGCAUAAGGUCCACCGAUGGACAGAUUGUUGCUGUUUGAACCUACUAAUCCAGUUUCAUGAAAUUUAAAUCAUUUUUAAUUGGAACAUUUGUUUUGUUUCGUUCUAUUUUCAUGCAAAACAAAAUGUACUCUAUUUCCUGCACUAUAAGUUUAAAUUUCACUAAUAUUUUUUUUUUGUAUGGCUGGGCCUUUGGAGGUUAAUGUUAGAUAACACAUGAAAAGUGCAAAUAGAGCGUAAAUAUAGAUAUUUUAAUAUUGUUGACAACUGAUUGUAUGGGAAACAGUAGAGUUAUGAAGUUAUGAUAUAAUAGCACUUUUAGUGCCAAGUCCAGAUAAAAAACCCGCAUAGCGGGCAGUGAAUGUUACAGGCCAGUGCCGGGUGCGUGUGCGUUCGCGAAAUUGUUUGAGCCGUGCACGCACUCGUAACGCAAGCGGUGUGCCGUCUCUCAUAAUAAUCUGUAUCACGUGCACAUCCACGCGCACGCAUCCGGCGUGCACAGGUCUUAAAAAUAAGAACAAAAUCUAGGUACCUAUUUUAAAUAAAACAUUAGUGAUAAUGUUACAUUUCUUCCAUAUUAAUCUCGUAAUAUUAUCAGCUAAAUGUUUAUGAUACUACUUAAAUAGGUCCCUAGAUUUCUUAUGGGUCAUCUUAUGACUCAUUAAUUAGUACAUUAUUUAUAUAUAAUUAUAGUGCCUAACGUGUAUCUCGUUUAGUCCUCAACUAUAUAUACGAAUAAUAGCUACUUAAUACAACAUAGAUUCAUAUAUACGUUUGUAAAAAUGUGUCAGAAAACCAGGUACAAAUAUAUGAGUAUGACAAACUCAGCAUUUUAAAUGUUUAGAGCAUGGAGUUUAUGGCGCUAUUACAUUAGUCUUAUCAUGGCGCUAUAACAUAAAUGAAUAAAUUCGUUCUUCAACCUUUAAGAACUCUACAGACCCUGCAACAAAUCGCAUGCGGUUUUUCAUACCUAUUGCGGUUUUAAUCGAUUAAUUCAAUUCGUUGAACCUACAUUGCCGGCAUUGUAUGUAAAAUCGCAUGCAAUUUGUUGCAAGGUGAGUAGAGGCCUUUACUUAUAUUGACUGAAUCUGACUAAUGUAAUAACGCCUUUAGUUGUAUUUUUGGAUGUAUUCCAUAUUAGGACUGUAUAUUCAUUCCUUUAAAAUUAUUUAAAAUAAUUAGGACCAUGUAAGAACAUUGUUCAAAACGUUUGGACAUAUCAGAUAGAUUUAGUUUUUUAUUUAAAUUAUUACGUCACAAUAGUUUUUGUAGGUAGUUUUUUUAUAAGUUAAAUCAGUUAAUUGAUACAGUAAAUGAGACUUUUUACUGUCAUAUCCAAUAUCAAGAUGUAGAAAAACCGUACUUUUGUUGUUAAUUAUAACUUAUAUCUUUUUUUUUUUGUAUUAUAAAACAUUUAAUAACCAA
Molecule: messenger RNA, 6060 nt
Organism: Cydia pomonella (codling moth)
Lineage: Eukaryota; Metazoa; Arthropoda; Insecta; Lepidoptera; Tortricidae
Product: transmembrane protein 68
Exons: 7
Coding region: 424-1557 (377 amino acids)
Cellular component (GO): membrane
Molecular function (GO): acyltransferase activity
Source: RefSeq, a predicted model, not a curated record